AUCUAAGUUACAAUAUAAUAUAGUUGAAAGACUAUCUUUAGUUUGAUUUGAAAUAGUUGUAGGAUGAUUUGAACUUACUGAUUGUUUGUCUACCAACUAUAAUACCGAAGAAAUCACUCGAGAAAGACUACUGUAUAUGACCGAAGAGGAUCUCAAAGAAUUGUUGAAAUCAUUCAGAUUGGGAGUGAGAAUCGAUUUCCGCCGGAAAUUGACUGAAUGGAAAAUAGAAAAUAAAGUGACUACAUGGUCAACAUGUGACACUAUAAGUAAUGUCCCAAGCUCGGUCACAAGUGAAAACAAAGAAACAGUAGAAUCCAGCUCUCAUCAGGCUGGAUACCUGCGCAAAGCAAAUCCGUAUUCAAACUCUUUUAACCUCCUUGAGGUGGUAAGAGAAUCUGCGAAUGGGGACUAUGUUUUCAGAAUAUUCGAUAAAAAUAAAAAAUUAGAUGACGCGUCCCGAAAAAUAAUAAUAGAUGCAAUAAUAAGAUGGCAUAUGCAACACUCAAUAAAAAUAUCUCGAUCGAUGUUCGAAGUAUUAGCAUCUGACAUUCAAAGACACUUCAACGACAACAAAAUCAUUUACUACAGAAGAACUGGGAAUAUACCCUCUGGAAGGUUGUAUGACAAGUACCAGAACCAUACUAAAAGAUUACGAAAACUAGGAAUUAUCUCUUCCCCAGCAUCAGGGAGUACCAGUGAUGUAGUCUCCCCUGGUAAUUUUCAUGAUGAGAAUUCGUCAGAUGAUGGAAAUGAUAAAGAAGAUGAUAAACUAUGGCUACUAUUAAAUAACAGUCCUUGGGGCGUGGUGGAGGAUAAAUGGGGAAACACCUACAGAUUACGUAGAAGAGAGAUUACAAAUAAAGAGAAUUAUACUCAAGAUAUUCUGAAACGUUGGCCCUUAUUCAAACACUCGGAUGGAUUUGUUUUGAUUGGAUUGGACUUCUCCAAAUUAUAUGAAGACAAAGCAUUCAAUCUUUUGAGGAAUUGGCCCAACUUCAGAACCAAAAUUGUACCUAUCCUGAAUGACAAGGUUAAAGACAAACAGAAUAUCAACCUCCUCAAGUUAGUGAACACAUCAGGGAAUUCUGAAGAUGGUUCAGCAUAUGAUCUGAUAGUUGGUUUGCUGAUUCACGCACUGCUACCACCAACUGUUAAACAUACUGUGAAAAAAGAAAACAAAAAACAAAUUGUUAAAUCGACUAUCAAAGAUUCCCAGGACUCCUUUUUCAUGCAUGUCAAAGUUCUUAAUGAUUUCGAAAGAAAAAUAGACACAUACAGAAAUACACUGAUUAGUCGAAGUGAAACACUUCAGCCUAUAAUAAUUGGAGUAGGAACUGAUUUAUUCCAAAUUACAGAAUUCAUAGUUUUUUAUGAUAACAUAAAAUAUAAGUUCAGCAAUUUCAUGGCUGCAUUUGACUGUUGUUUUAAAAUUUUUCAUAUUUUAGAUUUACAGUAUCCAAAAGAUAGCUACAGUUUUUGGAUAUUUGUUCAGAAAUAUUUUUUUCAAAUUGAUUCUGUGGGUGAUAAUGUAUCACCAACUGUUUUAUGCCUAAUACAAGAUUUAAAUUAA
This is a messenger RNA of Phaedon cochleariae (mustard beetle), 1570 nucleotides long. The record is from the annotation of a GenBank genome assembly. NCBI's taxonomy places the organism in Eukaryota, Metazoa, Arthropoda, Insecta, Coleoptera, Chrysomelidae.